GGUCAAUUUAUUUCAUGUUCACAUUCUGGGUUGGGCAAUCUUACAAGACAAUACAAAGAUAAUGCAACUGCCUUCAAACUCAUACACAGCGCUAAUGAGAUGUCAAAGAUUUAUGAUGGCGUCCCCAGAGGCAAAUGUGCGACAGAUGUCUACACGAGACUGCGGCAAUUGCUAGUAGACUAUAGUUUUUAUGCACACGAAUAAAAGUUUCAUAGUUCUCUUUAUCACACUUCCCGAUAAUAUUUCCCUCAAGUGACCGCCAGUUUACCUUUUUUUUUUCUUCCCCCGACGAUCUCCGAAAAGACAACACCAGGACCGCCAUUUCCGUGUCCGCCCAGAUGGCCGUCAAGUGUGCAGCUGUUCUACUGCUCUACAUUUCACUUGCCAACUCCAUUCAGAUGGGACAAGGCAACACACGUCUACGAACAGGUAAGGGCUGGUCGUGCAAUGCAACGCAUUGGAAAAAAAGUGGCGAGUCUGGAAACAGUCGCAUCUGUAGGUCUAUUGUUGACCUAAUUUUUUUUUUUUAAAGUGUUUACCAAAAUUAAAUAUAAAAGAAUACUACUAAAAAAGAUAAAUUUUAAUACCAACUUUUUUCCCGUAACCUUCUUAUAACUAAUUUGUAUUUUAUACUGCAAAAAACAAAAACAAACAAACAAACAAACAAACAAACCAUAAAACAAUAGAAAAUCCACCAUUAUAUUAAGGUUGAGAUUUUACUUGACCUAAUAGCAGUGGUUCUCAACCUUCCUAAUUUCGCGACCCUCUAAUACAGUUCCUCAUGUUGCGGCGACCCUCAACUACAAAACUAUUUACGUUGCUGCUUCCUAACUGUACAGUAUAAGUGUUUUCCGAUGGUCUUAUGCGACCCCUGUGAAAGGGCCGUUCGACCCCGACCACCACCCACCCCCCUCCCCCCAAAGGGUUGCCGCCAAAUAUGCCACCACACGAAGAAAAAUAUCAUCUACUUUCAUCUGAGGCGACUAUACCACUCCCACCACUUUUGUUUUGGUCCAGGUUGUAGAAGCAAAAAAAAAAACAAAACAAAAAAAACAAAACAAAAAAAACAAAACNAAAAAAAAAAAAAAAUAAAAAAAAAAAAAAAAAAAUAAUAAUUCCAAAAAAAAAAUGUUCAUUUAAAUCCGUUACCACCCACAAUUUUUCCCCCCCCCCCCCCCCCAAAAAAUUUUUUUUUUUAGUAAGCUUAUGAUUAUUUCUUUUUCAGCUGUAGCACUACAGAUUCAAAUGCUUCAAACGUUCGUUCACUUGCUGGACAGCUGUGGACCUUCAACGCCUCGUGUUAUUCAUUACGAGCCAGGUACAAGUUUUUCUUUCUAGUAACUUAGAUCACUUUGGAAAAAAAAAAAGUUUAGAACAAAAAAAUUGAAUUCUUAUCUGUAUUUUUGUUUAUAUUUUCCAUAUUAAAUUAUUACACCGGAAAAAAAAUAAAUAAAAAGUUUGCAAAGGGGCUGGGGGGGGGGGUUAGAUUUUAGUACCCACCUCUAACUCGAAUUGGAAGAAGCCACUUCCUCCUCCCUAUGUGUAGACGCCCCUGAGAGUUAUAACUAGCCAUUUCCUUAAAAAAAAAAUUUGAUUUAAUAAAUGUUUCAUGGAACGCUUCUAUACUAAGGGCACACGAGUAUGCACCUUGUACGCAAGACUUCUUCAAACCUUCACUGGACGUGAGGGAAUGACGUGCAAGGAUUCUACGGGUCUGAGGAAGUUGCGUGUGUGAUCAAAAUUUCUUUAACAUUGAGUUACGCAACCUUUUUUGAGUUAUGGAUCAUUUCAAUAAAAAAAAAAAAUGUAUAACUGCAAAGAAAAUAUUUUUUGGAUCUGCUUUAAGGGGUGAAUUGUUUAAAAUAUAUUCCAAAAAAGGAAAAAAAAAAUAUCUGCAAUAUCAAUCUCUUAAAUAUAUAUUUUUAGCUCGUUUUGUGACUGCUUCCAUUUCCAGAUAGAGCGCAAAAUAUAAUUCUCGAUAACUUCGCUAAAUGAUUUUUUAUUUUCAAACGACGUAGCUGAGUUUGGCGCGUAAUAUUUUCCUUUCUGGAAAUGCAACCGUCUCAAUUUAAAUAUGGCGUAAAAAAUAUUCGGUUUAAAAGUCAUUGGAACAUCUGAAUAUUUCAUAUAGUUCAUGGGCCUGAAAUAAAAAAAAAAGGGAAGUGACGUAGAUGGGACGCGUUAACCUUGGUCGGCAACUCAGCUAAGAGAAGGAACUCUAAAUUACCACCCGGAGAUGGCGUCCCCAUACAGGCGGCAAACACCGAAACAAUGAAUCAUUCCGAAAACCCCAGGGACGGCCCGGAUGCCAUCACUGAGAGCGCAGUGAGCCAUGCUGAAAUAACAUUGGAUACUUAGCGCUAUAUAACUAUUAAAUCAAUCAAUCAAUCAUGGGUUCGAGCAAAAAUUGGGAUUCUUAAAUGUGUGUUACUUGAGUUCAUGUUUUGUCAAGUAACUUUAAAAGAUGGGAGGUUCACGCAUUGCCACCAACGAUUUGUGUGUUAUAACUAGUAGACGGGAAGUUGACACAUCGCUGUCUCCAAUGUUCGGCAGCUAUAACUAGUAGAUGGGAAGUUGACCCAUUGCUGUCGCCAAAGUCUGGCGGGCUAUAACUAGUAGAUGGGAAGUUGACGCAUUGCUGUCGCCAAAGUCUGGCGUGCUAUAACUAGUAGAUGGGAAGUUGACGCAUCGCUGACUCCAAUGAAAUGGCGAGCUAUAACUAGUAGAUGGGAAGUUGACACAUCGUUGUCUCCAAUGUAAUGGCGAGCUAUAACUAGUAGACGGGACGUUGACACAUCGCUGUCUCCAAUGUAAUGGCGAGCUAUAACUAGUACAUGGGAAGUUGACACAUCGCUGUCUCCAAUGUAAUGGCGAGCUAUAACUAGUAGAUGGGAAGUUGACACAUCGUUGUCUCCAAUGUAAUGGCGAGCUAUAACUAGUAGAUGGGAAGUUGACACAUCGUUGUCUCCAAUGUAAUGGCGAGCUAUAACUAGUAGAUGGGAAGUUGACGCAUUGCUGUCUCCAAUGUCUGGCUAGCUAUAACUAGUAGCUAGGAAGUUUACACAUUGCUGUCUCCAAUGACUGGCGUGCUAUAACUGGUAGAUGGGAAGUUGACCCAUUGCUGUCUCCAAUGUUCUUGCGUGCUAUAACUAGUAGAUGGGAAGUUGACACAUUGCUGUCUCCAAUGUCCGGCGUGCUAUAACUUGUAGAUGGGAAGUUGACACAUUGCUGUCUCCAAUGUUUGGCAAGCUAUAACUUGUAGAUGGGAAGUUGACACAUUGCUGUCUCCAAUGUUUGGCAAGCUAUAACUUGUAGAUGGGAAGUUGACGCAUUGCUGUCUCCAAUGUUUUGCAAGCUAUAACUUGUAGAUGGGAAGUUGACACAUCCCUGUCUGCAAUGUUUGGCGAACUAUAACUUGUAGAUGGAAAGUUGACACGUUGCUGUCUCCAAUUUUUGCAAGCUAUAACUUGUAGAUGGGAAGUUGACCCAUUGAUUUCGCCAAUGUCCAGGCGUGAUGUAACCAGUAAUGAUAAUAAAAUAUGAAAUAUAAUUCAUAAUAAACGCACUUUGCAACAAAAAAUACUAAAAAGUUUCAAAGAAAUGGCCCCUAAAAUGUCAGAGGUGCUAGAGUCAUAUGACUAAAAGCGCGUGGUUGGGGUGGGGGAGGCAUAAGCGGAGGUUGGCGAGCGUAAAAUAUUUCUAAUUCAUUCGACAUCGCGAAUUGGUUUAAAAAAUGAUGUGCCAAAUAGAGGUCACUCAAGGUUCAGUAGAGGUCACUGAUGAUCUUCAAAGUUUACAUUUUUGUCAACGGAGCUGGGUAAAUUUACACAAUUACAAUUCAAUAGGACCUAGAAGAAGUGGGUCAAACUUUAGAUGCAAGGGCAAAUGGAGAUUACUGAUGACGUACUGAUUGAUAUGCACUGUCUUCUUUUGUGACAAAACGUACCUCUUAUUUAAAGUUGAUGGUUCGUUCGACACAGAGCCUAACAAAGGACGAUACCAUAGAGAAUUACAAUGGCAAAAAUACGACAUUCAAAACUGUACUAAUUACAAUUAAUAAGAUUUAUUUAAGUAUUAAUAUAUAAUUACAAAACAAAAGAAAUAUAAUUGCAAUCAUCAACUUAAAGAGUAUGGGAUGUCUUGUACCGGUACGCAGUUAGUACAAUGUGACAAUUAAUAAUGUACAAUGAUGAAUCCGAAUAAACACACAUGAGUGCACACAAUAAUACGGUUGUCUCGUGAAGUGAAAAAUAUCUAUCAACCGAUCUCCGUGAAUCUCUGAAUUCCCUUAUUUAUAUAGUGGGUCUACCGACGCAUCCAGAAAAGCGGUACACAUUGUUUACUUUUCUAGUCCAAACGCGAACAUUCUACAAAAUGUUAUGAGAAACAGAUACAUUACUUUAAUAAGUAUCGGUAGUAAACACGGCAACAUGAAAAGAAAAUAGGCCACGCCCAAUACAAAUGCGGUCUAAUUUUGGGGUCAAACAGAGUUCACGGCACGGGGAAAGUGUGACGUAAACACGUUCUACAUAACACUUAUCAUGAAAAAUGUUUCGGAGGCUGGUUAAGUUUGGAAAGUUUAAACUCAUUUGGACCCAAUGAAGUAUGGUCAAUGAAGUGAAUAAAGGAAGUGGAUCCAAAAAAAAAGUGGGUUUAAGGAAGUGGGUCAAAAAUGUUAUUAUCCACCACAAACUAAACUGACAUGACCAGAGAAUGACAAUUUAACGCUACGAACCUUAAUGAUUACUCCGAAACCUAUCCGUGUGGCACAGACAUGACCAGAGAAUGACAACUGAUAACUUACUUUGGAGAUGGUGUCGGUGAGUCGUCAAGUUCGCACUCAUAAUACCCCCGGCACUCCCCCAAACGGGCCAAGGCCUCCCCCGCAGCCCCAGACCACGCGGAAGCGCGCCGGGAAUUUCCCUUACUGGCCUAAGGGACGUCCGGCAGACCGAGGGCGCUGCGUUUAAAGCGUCCGUAGUCCGCUCUCCUAUGGGUCAGGACGGCUUUACUUCCUCUCCGGAGAGGUGGUGUUGCGUUACCACUCCCCACCGCCCAGGGAGCUGUCCAGUCGGGACGUAGCGGGGACGAAACGGUCGCCUAGGGGCGGCUUUCUCAGGGCCGCGUCUUUUUAAUCAUUGACAAGGGUUUGGGCGGCCACCCAUUGCCUCAUACCCGUCAACGGCAACAGUAAUCAUGUUAGCGCUAAACUUCCGUUGCGUUGAAAGUCAUGCGUUUUGCCUGGGAUCUUUUAGCUUCAGAAGAAAAUUCCCUCCUACUAGUCGGGCACGCCACGAAGAGGCAAGAUCCCGUGAAACACCACCAUGAGGCUUGUGGUGCUGGACAAGGAUUUUCCAGAGGUCCACCCUUGCCCGCCCGAGAAUGACAACUUAACGCUACGAAACUUAAUAAUUACUCCAAAAAAACUGUCCGUGUGGCACAUACAUGACCAGAGAAUGACAGCUUAACGCCACGAAACGUAGUGACUACUUCACAGACAGUCCGUGUGACACAGACAUGACCAGAGAAUGACAGCUUAACGCCACGAACCGUAGUGACUACUUCACAGACAGUCCGUGUGACACAGACAUGACCAGAGAAUGACAGCUUAACGCCACGAAACGUAAUGCCUACUCCACAGACUGUCCGCGUGGCACAGGCAUGACCAGAGAAUGACAGCUUAACGCCACGAACCGUAGUGACUACUUCACAGACAGUCCGUGUGACACAGACAUGACCAGAGAAUGACAGCUUAACGCUACGAACCGUAAUGACUACUUCACAGACAGUCCGUGUGACACAGACAUGACCAGAGAAUGACAGCUUAACGCUACGAACCGUAAUGACUACUUCACAGACUGUCCGCGUGACACAGACAUGACCAGAGAAUGACUGCUUAACGCUACGAGCCGUAAUACCUACUCCACAGACUAUCCGUGUGACGUAGGGUGGUUAAACUGCUAUAAGCUUAAAAAAUGGAAAAGAAUCAACAAAACUCCCUGCUGCAGAAGGUAUAAAUUUCUACCGUACAUGAGAGGCGGGUCUUGCAUCUGUAUCAAAAAGGUAAGGUACAGCUAGCUGUUUCACCUUUGACUAUUUUAAAAGAGUACAAGUGCUUUUACGUCUUAUAGGUUAUGGGACCCUGUGUGUGUGUUUAUAAAGUUAAGAGUCCCUGUGUGUUCCAUCAAGUCAGGACACUCUGUAUGUUUCUAUAAAGUUAGGAAACCCUGUGUGUGUCUAUAAGUUUAAGAGACCCUUGUGUUCUAUAAGGUUAGGAGUCCCUGUGUGUGUUUUUGAGGUAAAUAGACCCUGUGUUUGUUUAUAACGUAAGGAGGCCAUGGGUCUGUAAGGUGAGACUCUAUGUGUGUUUUUUUUUGAUAAGUUAAGGAGGCAGUGUGGGUAUAUAAGAAAAAAAUGAGUGGAUUUUAGCGUUCAAGAUAAGGAGUCCAUGUCUAUGAGAAUGGAGAUUACAGACUGACCGAAACCGAAACGAACGUUAAGAACGACUAUCGGCCGAAACCGAAGCCAAAACCACUGCUGCUUAACGAUACUACCGGACGAUACCUAAAGAUUUUGAUAUUUCAAAACUCGUUUGCGCAGACUUUGUACGCACUUCGAAAAGAGAUAGGUAAAAUAAUAUUGAUAUGUUUUAUUAGUCUAUUUUUUAAAUUAUAUGGAUGUGAAGACACAUAACUGAAUUGGUGAAAUUUACUAAACAUUUUAAUUCGCUGUCAAUGACAAAAUGUUCAGCAUUAUAAUGAGAAAUUUCAAAUAAAAUUCCAAAAUAUUUAUUUACGUUUAUAUAUAUAUAAAUAAUAAAAUAAUAAUAUAUAUAUAUAAAUAAUCGAAUUGUUAGCAUUCCCUUAGAUUUUUUUUCACAAUAUGAUUUACCGUUGCCAAUGACAACAUAAACUAAAAAAUAAUGUCACGAAUAACUAAGGGUUCGCAAAUUAGAUUUCAGAAUCAAACAAAUAUGUAAAACCAACAUAUUAAAAGAAAUAGUAGCAUUCCCUUAUUUAUUAUUUAUUUUUUGUCCACAUCACUAUUUCUCUUAACCUAAGUGUAAUUUUAAUUUCAUUGUGAGAAAUAGUAGACUAAUAGGUCAUCAUGCAGCUGCGAGCACUGUUGGCCGAGGAUUAGUCACAUAUCAUAGGAAAACAGCAAGACGUGGAGCAAUAAUGAAUAUCGGAUUACCGGCCGACCAAAAACACACAGUGACAAUCGUACGACUGGUAGACGACCGAAAGUCUCGGCCGAACUCGAAAUCCACCGAAAGAUACAUUUUUCUGCUUCGACCGAAUCCGAAACUAAGCCGAAAUGGGUCAUGUGGCAACUUUCGGCGCCGAAACCGAAAUGAAAACGGUUUCUAAUGGGAACCGCGUGAGAGUAGACAGUGACGAGGCGGUUAUAGUCUAUGAGAUAAGGAGGUCACGUGUGUCCAUCAGAUAAGGAGGUCCCGUGUGUCCAUCAGAUAAGACGGUCCCGUGUGUCCCCCAGAUAAGGAGGUCACGUGUGCCCAUAAGAUAGGAGGUCACGUGUGUCCAUCGGAUAAAAGGGGACCAUGUCAUAAAUGUGUACAUAUAAGUUAACGAGGCCGUUUGUGUCUAUGGUGUCGGGGGUGUGAUUAGGCAGGGGAUCUCAACCUUCUUACUGCCGCGACCUUUACUUACUGUCCCGCGUGUUGUGGGGACCCCCCAAUCAUUGCUACUUCAUAACUGUAAGUUAUAUGUAUUUUCCGAUGGCUAUGCGACCCUUAAGAAAAGGGUUGUUCGACCCCGAAAGGGGUCGCGACACACAGGUUGUGAGCCGCUGUGUUAAGGCAAGGAGGCGUGCAUGUCUAUAAAGUAGGGAGGCCGUCUGUGUGUGUGUGUGUGUGUGUGUGUGUAAAGUACCAAGACUCUCUGUGGCUAUUAGGUAAGGAGGCUGUGUACGCCUAUCCGACAAGCAGACUAUGUGUUCGCAGAAGACAGAGUGCCCGUAUGCAUUAAUCUAAAUCAGCUCAGCUAUUAAAAUUUAAUCAUGCACAAGUAAACAUUGGCAGUUUAGCUUACUCAAUCCAACAAACUAAAUGCAUGGGCAUGAUAAGAUAAAAGAAAAAUUGUCAUCAAUUAGAAAAUCAUGAAUUAUUGAUCCUCAAAGCACGUUAAAAAAAUAACGAUUUUUUUUUCCUAACCAUUAACCAUUACAUUAAUGUUUCCUAUUGAUCACAUUCUCUCAAAAUAUGAUUUUCUCAAAAUUAACCACUUUUUUAUUUAGCUGAGUUAAAGCAAGAAGGCCAGGAAACUGUUUGAAGCGACCGAUCCAUGUUGAACAUUGGAGAAGAGACAGUACCUGAUCUUU
Molecule: messenger RNA, 8340 nt
Organism: Lymnaea stagnalis (great pond snail)
Lineage: Eukaryota; Metazoa; Mollusca; Gastropoda; Lymnaeidae
Source: the annotation of a GenBank genome assembly